GUAAUGUGUGACUGGUGCAACAAACAUUUUCAAGCAUCCAAAGUUCGCCGCGCACGGUUAGCUUCGCGGCAGGUAGCAAUCAGUAUAAGCAUGUCGCCUUCAUGUGUUUAACGCCUCAUUUCGCAGAAAUGCUUUGGUGAGAGGUCCAGGGUAGAAAACUUCCGCGAUUUCUUUACCAUCCUGGCAAUGCUCCGAGCUAAUUGUGCAAUUGAAGGCGCCCUAACGCUAGUUGUUAAGCAACGCCGGCGCACAGUCGCCGCUACUGGCGAAAAGGCCCACGGCGGGCGCGACGUUACCGGUUGUCCCCGAAAUAUAAGCGUGGUACCCGCAGUGUCCAGGUACAGAGACUCGCUCUUCCCUACCCACCUUAGUAGACUCAGAACCGCGCCUGAGCAGCACCACACACCUUGGUGCUGUUUCUUUAGAGAACAUCAGGUCGCGUUGGAAUCGUAGAAGACCGCGCGCUGCCUACCCCAUUGGCACGCGUAGAUUCCUUGCCUCAUAGGUCCUACGCUCUGAGUCUACUGUUAGAACAGCGUCUGCGGUAUCGCAACACUGUGCGACGGCUCGACUCCCAAGCCGACUGAGAACCAGCUCCCUCCCCUUCUCCCUCUCCCUCCGCCAACCCGAAAGCUUGAGUUCAGGCUUGCCACCUGCAAGCAUGAGGUCUCAAUCCAGUCGCGCCCUUGUCGGGGGCGCGCUUUUAAUUCUGCUGUCCGGAGUGCUAGUGUUCGCCGCCCCUACCAUGGCCGACAGUGGCCUCCGAGGACGCGCCCUUCUCCAAAAGAAGAAGGCUUCACCUUCCCCCGCACGCUCUCCUACCCCCUCCGCGACCACCACCGCCACCUCCCCCGCUCCCAAGCUGGUCUUCCCUCCCCUGUGCAACUGCGAGCGCAACCCGCGCAAGUCGCCCUUCCGCAUGAGCCUGGACGACGCCGCCUCGGCUGGCGGCGUGUACUGCUUCACGAUCCAGAACGUUGGCGGCUGCGACCCCAAGCAAAAGUGCUGCGACGGCACGCAGGGCGUGUCAAAGGUGGAGCUCGAUGUCGUUGCUUCCUGCAAGGACUCUGUUCGCAACGUGACUGUGGACGGCAAGAAGUGGUCUUACGAGUUCAACACCGCGCUUUCAGUGAUCCGUAUCACCAACCUGGGCAAGACGGCCUCCACCGCCGCCGGCACUGAGGUCUGCAUUGCUCUGGCGCCCAAGUCGCAGUGCCCCGGCCUGGCCCAGCUGUGCAGCGCCGGUGCCGGCCUGUGCAAGUAUGCGCUCUCCAACCAGGACCGCGACUGCUGCCCCGUCUCCAUCCUCGGCAACGCCCCUCCCCCGCCUCCGUCGCCACAACCGCCCUCGCCCCAGCCGCCCUCGCCCUCGCCUCCUCCACCUCCCAGCCCCGCUCCCCCCUCACCUCCUCCCCCUUCGCCUCUUCCUCCUUCGCCUCCUCCGCCUCCUCCCCCGUCGCCUCCUCCCCCUCCUCCUCCUCCCCCGCCUCCCCCUCCCCCUCCUCCUCCGCCCUCGCCCUCUCCCCCUCCCCCCGAGCUGCCCCCCGCCCAGCCCGUCACCCCGGCCCGCAAGCGCCCUCCUCCCCCUGCUCCCCCUCCCCCUCCCCGCUCGGACUUCCCCUUCUGCCAGUGCCAGCGCAACGCCCGCGGCUCGCGCCUCAUGACCACCGCCUCGAACAACAUCACCGUUGUGAACGGCCUCACGCGCAUCUGCUUCAACGUGGCUCUCAAGGACGUCUGCGAGAACCCCAACUCCAAGUGCUGCGAGUUUGAGCUCUACAAGAUGGAGUUCGAGGCUGACCCGACCUGCGCCGACGCCCUCGCCUACACCACAGUCGAUGGCGCCUACAAAGCCAAGUUCUUCCAGACGCGUCCCUACACAGUAAUCAAGGUCACCAACAUUGAAAAGCCCAUCAACAAGGUUGCGGGCACCGAGGUGUGCCUGUUCAUGCGCCCUCAGUGCAACUCGCUCGAGAAGCUGUGCUCGUUCCACGACGGCACCUGCACCGUCGCGCUCUUCAACAAGCCCGGCUCCAGCGCCACCAGCUGCUGCCCGCUGACGACGGUGGGGCCGCUCUAAGUGCCUCCUGAUGAGCAACCGCUUCAGCCGUUACGAAAUUGGCCGUACGGCAUUGUUAGUCACUAGCUUUUUAGUCUGGUGUGGAGUGCUGCAGCCAAAGUGCUUUGUCCAUGCAGCAUGCCGCCUGCUGGCGUUGCUUGCGUAGCUAGCCCCUGCAGCCGCUGCUAGUGUUGGGCGUUGCGCGCGGUGUUUGUUGUGCGCUGGCGUGCGCGCCUAUGCAUGGUCGUUGGCGUACCGUAGGGCUUUGGGCAGGAUGAUCUUGCAAGGGUGGGUGUGAGUGGUGUGCGUGUUGCGUGUUCACAGGUUGCUGUGCAAUCUUGUCAGUGUUGCCGGGACAGGUACAUGUGCAGUGAGGAAGAGUUAUGAUUGAUUGAGUUUUGAAUCCUAAGGCUGCCCUUACGUUUUGUUUAUGACCCUCUCGGACUGCGUGACUUGCACACGUGUCACAUGUGAGAGGAAGUCUUCUACAUGGCGAUUCAUCAGUAUUGUUAGCUUGAUCUGCAGCUUGAAUUGACUGAUGCAGCGUUGGGAUGCCCGCAACAGUUACAGAGAUGCUGAGAGGUGUGCUGUGUGGGCCCCUGUGCUGUUUCGGACGCUGCACAAAACGCCCGGGGGGGGGGGCCGCGCCUGGUGUGAUGGGUGGGUAACUGGGCGUGAUCUGCGUCAAGCUGUGCCGUUGGCUCGACUGGAUGGCUGCGGAAACAGCUCUGUAGCAGAGACAAGUAGCAAGAACCUCGGGCGCCACUGGGUUGCCAUCAGGACAAGUGUUCCCCGGUCAAGAGAUAAAAGGGGC
This is a messenger RNA of Chlamydomonas reinhardtii, 2873 nucleotides long. RefSeq lists its product as uncharacterized. NCBI's taxonomy places the organism in Eukaryota, Viridiplantae, Chlorophyta, Chlorophyceae, Chlamydomonadales, Chlamydomonadaceae. Gene Ontology annotation, biological process: actin filament polymerization. Gene Ontology annotation, cellular component: cytoplasm; actin filament. Gene Ontology annotation, molecular function: microtubule binding; actin binding. The record is from RefSeq and is a predicted model, not a curated record. The coding region runs from base 662 to 2080 and encodes 472 amino acids. The transcript is spliced from 3 exons.